Argiope bruennichi is the source of this 3933-nucleotide messenger RNA. RefSeq names its product oxysterol-binding protein-related protein 6-like. Gene Ontology annotation, cellular component: cytosol; plasma membrane; intracellular membrane-bounded organelle. Gene Ontology annotation, molecular function: cholesterol binding. The record is from RefSeq and is a predicted model, not a curated record. The transcript is spliced from 26 exons. NCBI's taxonomy places the organism in Eukaryota, Metazoa, Arthropoda, Arachnida, Araneae, Araneidae. Bases 457 to 3516 code for a protein of 1019 amino acids.
UCAGUGCUGAAUGGUGUUGCUAGUCAAUAUCUCGUACCGUAAUACGGUAUAAGUUAGGAGACUUUAAACGCACUAGAAAACAGAAAUGCAUUUCGCAAUAUGCUAAAUUGUAUGCUGAAAAUCAUCAAUACUUCUAAAUAUUCGGAUUUCUUAUGUUUAGAAAUUAAAAAUCGUAAACGAAUCCCAUGGAAUUUGAAGCGAAGAUCAAUGAAACUCUUUGUCAUUUUUGCAGUUUUGAGUUCUGUUUCUUAGAGGAUUUAAUCGGAUAUGAUUGAUGAAGUGCUUCAUAAUUGAAGAGAAGUAGUCUUGUAAAGUUAUCUGAAAGUCGAAAAGUAAUCUAAAAGUCGGUCAGAAUGUUAUUAGUUUUUACAACUAUUACCAGGUGACUAUGAAGCCGAAUAUAGUUGGAUAACUUAAAUCAGCCUGAAAAUAGCUUAUUUCAGGCGUCCAUUCAAAAUGGCUACCUCUCUACGCCACAUAGCAACUGAACCUGGAAAUCUAAAUCAAAAAAUGAACACAUCAGCUUCAGAAAAAGGUUUGAAUGAAUUACAGAUCUGCGACAGAAGGAAAAGUCCAAGCAGGACGUCUGAUUCUGAAAUCAGUGUGGGUACCAAUAGUCUUUCACACAGUUCUCAUCAGUCCGAGCCGGUUUCUCAUGGAAAGCCUUCUUUUCAACUGCCUUUGAAUUCAACAGAUACUCAGAAUUGUGAUCAAAUUGUAGUGAAUGGAGAGGAGAAAAACGCCACAAUUGUACAAAAACAUUAUAGAGGAAGUGAAUGGGAAAUAUUAGAAGGUCUAAAAGAUGGGAAAAUUUGUGAAACAAAACCAGAAAAAUUUGAAGGCUAUUUAUUGAAAAGGAGAAAGUGGCCACUUAAAGGAUGGCAUAAACGUUAUUUUCUGUUGGAAAAAGGAAUAUUGACAUAUACAAAAACAUCGAAUGAAAUGGCCCGAGGAAAAAUUCUUGGUUCUGUUGAUGUAGGUUUAUCUGUUAUUUCUACAAAAAGUCAGAGACGGCGAAUUGAUAUUGAUGCUGAGGAACAGAUUUAUCAUUUAAAGGUUAAGAAUCAAACUCAGUAUCUACAAUGGGUAAAUGAACUUCGACAUCAUAGGUUGUAUAGACAGCAUGAAAUUUCAUUUGGAACUAGAGAGGCUCCUAAAAUUACUACACCUGUAGAAGAAGUGCCAGUUGGAGUACCAUUUCCCAUGUCCUAUACACCUCCUGUCAGUAGUAUUCACGACGGUUCUGCUUGGCAAAGUAGUAGGCAUAGUCUCAUUCGCAGUCCUAUAUCUCAGCAAAGUAGAGUAGCUGCUUGGAUUCUAGAUUCAUCGGCAAUUGAUCAAGGCAAUAAAGAUUUGUCAAGCUUACAAGACAAGCUAUAUCAGUUAGAAACGAUUUUGCAGCAACUUGAGUUGAAUACAAACACCAAUAUUGAUGGUCACUUGGAACUACCAGAGAAAGAACCUGCCGUUAAGAAGGAAAGAAAACGUUUUCAUCUGAAGAAGAAAAGCAAAUCGCAAAAACAAUCUAAUUCAAGUAAUCAGUCUGCUUCUAACAAAGGAAAUAAAUCCAAUAAACAAAAUGUAGCGAUAAUAGUUUCAAAAGAUGCCUCAAGUGGUUCUUUUAACAGCACUGAGAAUAUCCCUGAGCUCUCUGAUAGUUUAAGUCAAGAGAAAGGUACUGGUGAUUCUGGGUUACCAAUAUCUGAAAUGGCCCAUCUUAGUUGCUCUCAUCCUUCCUUAACAAGUAGUGAAGAUAUAAUUCGUCCACAUAGUUUGUCAGAUUCAGUGUCUUUGAUGAUGUGUUCUCUACCAGAACCCUGUUUCUCUUCCAAUCAAAAUAGUUUCUCUAAAUAUCGUGAAGAGUUUGUAGUCCUAGCAAAAGAGGUUCAUAGUGGACUCAGAUCUGUUGUUAGAAGUCUACAAACUGAAAGGGAACGAUUAAAGCAAGUUUUAGAAGCCGAAAGUGUUCCAAGUAACAGCAGUAGUGGUGCUCUUAUUACUAGUUUAAGAAAUUCACUCAAUCAGACAAUUCAGCAAAAUAAAGAUUUGAAAGCAAAGCUGCAAGAAAUUCAUAACAUAACUGAUGUUAGCAAUAUCGUGCCUCCUGUUGGCACUCCAGCUGGUGAUAAUGAUGAACCUACCCUCAUUCAUCAACCUCUACAGCCUUCCUUAUCUCACGAAAGUUCAUCUGUCCUGUCAGCAUCUGAAUUUUUUGAUGCAGCUGAAAACUUCUCGAAUUGUAGCACGUCUUCUGAGGGAUCCUUAUCCGAAGAAGGCGGUAGUUUCUUAAGUGAUAUUUCUGAUGAAGGAACUGAAUAUACACCUAUUCCAAGUGUAACUGAAGUGCCUCCUACGCCAUCCUGUACUACAGGGCGACGUUCAAAGCUUCCUGCUCCAAAGCCUGAUACAGGAGAUUUCAGUCUUUGUAAUCUUCUUUUUAAGAAUAUCGGGAAGGAUUUAUGUAAAGUCAGCAUGCCUGUUACUUUAAAUGAGCCUCUGUGCGUAUUGCAGCGCUUAUGUGAGGAACUAGAAUAUUCUGAACUUCUUGAUAAAGCAGCAGAAACUACAGACAAGUAUGAAAGAAUGGUAUAUAUAGCAGCGUUUGCAGUAUCAGCUUACAGUUCUUCUUAUCUCAGGGCUGGACAUAAGCCUUUCAAUCCUGUGUUGGGAGAAACAUAUGAAUGUAUCAGAGAAGAUAAAGGUUUUCAAUUUAUUGCAGAACAGGUCAGUCAUCAUCCGCCAGUAUCUGUGUGCCAUGCUGAAUCUAAAAAUUUUAUUUUUCAACAAGAUAUGAGAAUAAAAACUAAGUUUUGGGGAAAAUCUAUGGAAAUUUUGCCACUUGGAACAAUUCAUGUAUAUUUACCAAAAACCAAUGACCACUACCAAUGGAAUAAAGUUACAACUUGUGUUCACAACUUGUUUAGUGGACAAAGGUGGGCUGAUCAAUAUGGCGAGAUGACGAUUACUGAAGAAAAUGGGGAUGCAACAUGCAAAUUAACUUUUGUUAAAGCAAGUUACUGGUCUAAUAAGCGCCAUGAAGUUCAAGGAGCUGUGAUGUCUCGAGAUGGGAAAGUAAUACAUAAUUUGUUUGGAAAAUGGACUGAGACCUUAUAUUGUGGUGUUGGUAGAAGUCAAAAAUGUAUUUGGAGACCAGGUACAAUGCCUGAAGAUUAUGAACUUUAUUAUGGCUUUACAAGAUUUGCUAUAGAACUUAAUGAGCUGGAUCCUGAAUUAGAAAAACUUUUGCCACCGACAGAUACUAGAUUUCGCCCAGAUCAAAGAUUAUUAGAAGAAGGCAAUAUUAGUGGAGCGGAGAUGAGUAAACAACAAAUUGAGCAAGCCCAAAGAGAUAGAAGAAAACAAAGAGAAGAGUUAGGUAUAGAAUAUAACCCCAUGUGGUUCACGAAAGUGACAACUGAUGAUGGCAAAGAGCAAUGGGUAUUUAAUUACAAAUACUGGGACGUAAGGAUUAAUCCUGGUUUUAGUAAUAUAUCAUUUCCUGAAAAAUUAUGGUAGCUACAAUAUUAUGCUUGUUUUACAUAAGCUAUCUUAUAUUAUGUAUGCAAAGUUUAAAUUUGCAUGUAAGUAAAUAUAUAUAUUUGUAUAGAUGCAGUUGAAUUAUAUAUAUAUAUUAAAUAAAUAAAUACACACACACAUAUAUAUAUAUAUAUAUAUACCAUAUGAACUUAAUAUGUUCCGGUGCACUGGUUAAACUAUGUUUGAUUUUAAAGAAAGUUCUAUAUGUGAAAAUUGCACUUUUAAUUGAAAUAAUAUUUUAUUUAUGUAAGUGAUGUUCAUUGUGAUGACUGUGAAAAUUGUGUUAGGUAUUUAUGAUGUUAAUUUUCAAAGUGAGAAUUUAGUGAAAGUAUUAGCAUUUAAUUGUGAUACAGUGAAUUAUAUUUUAAAAAAAAGGUGAUUUUUUUUACAUCUUUG